UCAGUAUGGGUUGAUGUGUGUAUGGAGUGUGCGCCUCUUAGAAGGCAGAAGAGCGAUUGUGACCUACUUGUGCGUAAUUAUUUGUUAACGAACGACAAAAUGAAGAGUCACGAAGACACGGAAUGGAUUUUAUGGGGCCACUGGGCCACACAGAACUUUUACACUAUUCCAACCGCAUCCAACUCUUCUCUCCACCCAAUUAACCAACUAUGCCUAAUGAGUUGGAUUAUAUAUUCUCGACUAUUGGAGAGGCCGAUCGCUUUUUGUGGAGCAUUACUGACCUAACUGUUCACCAAUUUUUCACAGAAUGCUCAAGACACAGGUGACAGGAUGGUGCUUCUUUGUGCUACUCAUGGCCAAUGGUGUAUUUGCACUGCCCAAUCAAUACAUACCGCGAGAGAUUGUGGCGCGUCAGCGUAUUGUGGAGCCACCACGGGUACCAGUUGCACGUAUUGAGGAAGUCAACCGUAAAUUUGCCGAGAAACCCAAUGCCCUGAAGAAGGUAGCUCUGGAUGACAUUGAUGAUGACAUUCAGACAAAUCAAAUCCAAGAAUCCGGACAAGGGUUCUCAUGGACAAAUAUGCUGAGCACCGUGCUGCAGAUGAUGUUCCCCGCCAAUGGCAACAGCAGCCCCACAAAGAGCGAUGACAUUGACAACAAUGUGGGCUUUACACAGUCUCCCUGGACCAAUCUCCUCUCUGUUGGACUCAAAAUUCUAACAGCCAUCCUUGGUGGUGGACAGAACAAUGAUGGUAUCGACAAAGUAGACAACGGUGGUGGUGGAUCACCCAUGCAGGGAAUCCUGGCGGCUGUUCUCUCAGCAAUGUUGGGCGCGAAAGAUCCUGAGCAGGUUAACACGAUGGCUAAGCAGGCUGGUGAGUUUAUCAAUAUCGUGAUGAAUCUCUUGGAUGCCCUCAAGACAUCCUUCUCGCAUCGUUCCAUCCGUGCUCGUUCAAUUGGUAAGAAGGACUCUGUGAGUGAUGCUGCCGUUGCUGGGUUGUCCAUGCUCAAGGGCUAUGCGAAGACGUACAAGAAUAGCGACGACAAGUGCAUGCAGAAGUAUCUCUGUGAGGCCAAUAGGGAGUGCAAUGCUGACAUCGGAGGCACAAGUAUAUUCUGCCAAUUGGGUACAUACGCCACCAGCUUUGUCCUCGAACGAACCACAAGUACAGCCUUUGAAACCUUCUACGAGGCUGGACGACAGGGAAGGUCCGGUAUUGAUUGCCGACAACUCUACUUGGAAUGCAAUGAAGUUUAAUCUUUCAACAACAAAAAAAAAACUCUUCUGAGCACGUGACAAAGUUAUUAAGUAUAAAUUUAUAUACAAACCCUCUUCUAUGUAAUUUAUUUAUUUAUAUAUCCUAGGGUAGAAUGAAAUAAAUUGAAUGUGUGUGUGUUUUAGAUCUUAUAGAAAAAAAAUCAUGUUUUAUUUUUACAUGUGAUUUUCUUAUUUUGCGAUUUCUUACAAUAAAACAUCAUUUAGCGUCAUCCCAUUCCAAUAAAUUGAUCCACCAUCUAA
Molecule: messenger RNA, 1519 nt
Organism: Lutzomyia longipalpis
Lineage: Eukaryota; Metazoa; Arthropoda; Insecta; Diptera; Psychodidae
Exons: 3
Coding region: 308-1258 (316 amino acids)
Source: RefSeq, a predicted model, not a curated record